AUGAGCGAUGUCUCUCGACAGCCUUCCCUCUUCUACCACCUGGGUGUCCGCGAGAGCUUCGACAUGGCCAACAACGUGAUCCUCUACCACGACACCGACACGGACACCGCUCUCUCACUGAAAGAUAUGGUCUCCCUGAAAAACACAGCAUCCAGUGGAAACUAUUAUUUCAUCCCGUACAUCGUGACACCGGGUGCCGAUUAUUUUUGCUGUGAGAGCAAUGCCCAGAGGCGGGCUUCGGAGUACAUGCAGCCCAACUGGGACACGGUGCUGGGCCCAUUGUGUGUGCCCCUGGCGGACAGGUUCAUUAGCCUCCUCAAGGACAUCCACGUGACCUCAUGCACUUACUACAAAGAAACUUUAUUGAGUGACAUUCGGAAAGCCAGGGAGAAAUACCAAGGUGCAGAACUGGCAAAAGAGCUAGCUCGGAUCAAGCUCCGCAUGGACAACACUGAGGUGCUGACGUCAGACAUCGUCAUUAAUUUACUGCUGUCCUACCGCGACAUUCAGGACUACGACGCGAUGGUGAAGCUGGUGGAGGCCCUAGAGAUGCUGCCGACGUGUGACCUGGCCGAUCAGCACAAUAUCAAGUUCCACUAUGCAUUUGCCCUGAAUAGGAGGAAUAGUGGGGGUGACCGGGAGAAGGCCCUUCAGGUCAUGCUCCAGGUGCUGCAGAGCUGUGACCACCCAGCCCCGGACAUGUUCUGCCUGUGCGGGAGGAUCUACAAGGACAUCUUUCUGGAUUCUGACUGUACGGACGACUCCAGCCGAGACAGCGCCAUUGCGUGGUAUCGCAAAGGAUUUGAGCUACAGUCAUCUCUCUAUUCAGGAAUCAACCUCGCAAUUUUGCUGCUAGUUGCUGGGCAACAAUUUGAAACAUCCAUGGAACUAAGGAAAAUAGGUGUCCGGCUGAACAGCUUGUUGGGAAGAAAGGGGAGCUUGGAGAAAAUGAGCAAUUACUGGGAUGUGGGGCAGUUCUUCAUCGUGAGCAUGUUGGCCAGUGAUGCCGGGAAGGCUGUCCAGGCAGCAGAGAAAUUGUUCAAACUGAAGCCUCCUGUCUGGUACCUGCGAUCCUUAGUUCAGAACUUCUUAUUAAUUCAGCGCUUCAAGAAAGCCAUUGCUGAACAUUCACCGAGGCAAGAACGGCUUAACUUCUGGCUAGACAUCAUUUUUGAGGCAACCAAUGAAGUUACCAGUGGACUCCGAUUUCCAGUUCUGGUGAUAGAGCCAACCAAAGUCUACCAGCCUUCUUAUGUCUCCAUAAACAACGAAGCGGAGGAGAGGACGGUGUCCUUGUGGCAUGUCUCACCCACGGAAAUGAAGCAAAUCCAUGAGUGGAAUUUUACAGUCUCUUCCAUUAGGGCAAUAAGCAUAUCCAAGUUUGAUGAGCGGUGCUGCUUUCUUUACGUCCACGAUAAUUCUGAUGACUUUCAAAUCUACUUUUCCACUGAAGAGCAGUGUAAUAGGUUUUGCUCUUUGGUCAAAGAGAUGAUAACCAACAUGGUGGGCACUACGAUGGAGCUGGAAGGAGAGGCUGAUGGAGACACCUUAGAGUAUGAGUAUGACCACGAUGCCAAAGGAGACAGAGUUGUAUUGGGGAAGGGCACCUACGGUGUCGUGUAUGCCGGAAGAGAUUUGAGCAAUCAAGUGCGAAUCGCCAUCAAAGAAAUCCCCGAGAGAGACAGCAGGUACUCACAGCCCCUGCACGAGGAGAUCGCCCUGCACAAGUACCUCAAGCACCGCAAUAUUGUGCAGUACCUCGGCUCCGUCUCGGAGAACGGCUACAUUAAGAUCUUUAUGGAGCAAGUGCCCGGAGGCAGCCUUUCAGUUCUUUUGCAAUCAAAAUGGGGGCCAAUGAAGGAGCCCACGAUCAAGUUUUACACCAAGCAGAUCCUGGAAGGCCUUAAGUAUCUCCACGAAAACCAAAUCGUACACAGAGACAUAAAGGGUGAUAACGUCCUGGUCAAUACCUACAGUGGAGUGGUGAAAAUUUCGGAUUUUGGAACUUCGAAGCGUCUGGCAGGUGUGAACCCAAGCACGGAAACUUUUGCUGGCACGCUGCAGUACAUGGCACCCGAGAUUAUCGAUCAAGGACCUCGCGGGUACGGUGCCCCGGCUGAUAUCUGGUCCCUGGGCUGCACCAUCAUCGAGAUGGCAACUAGCAAGCCCCCAUUCCAUGAGCUUGGCGACCCGCAGGCAGCCAUGUUCAAGGUGGGGAUGUUUAAGAUCCACCCAGAGAUUCCAGAAGCCCUUUCAGCCGAAGCCAGAGCCUUCAUCUUAGCCUGCUUUGAGCCUGAUCCCCACAAGCGGGUCACGGCUGCCAACCUGCUCAGAGAAGGUUUCUUAAGGCAGCCGAGCAAGUGCAAGAAGAACCGGAUUGCUUUCAAGCCCGCAGAUGGGAUCCGGGCCGACACCCUGACCCUGCCCACCCUGGGGGAGCUGGCAGGGGGCGGCGGUGGCAGCAGCAGUGAACACAGCUCGAUAUCCCCUGACUCCGACGCCCAGCCUGAUGCUUUCUUUGAGAAGGGUCGGGCCCUGGCCUCUGAGGGGCUACCCAGGCACCACCUCAGUCACCUCCUCAAUGUCCCGGAUGACAGCACCCUGUUGUCCCCGGAGGACAGGGACCCGGGCCUCUUCCUGCUGCGCAAGGACAGCGAGCGCCGGGCCAUCCUGUACAAAAUCCUGUGGGAGGAGCAGAGCCAGUUGGCUGCCAACCUGCAGGAGUGUGUGGCCCAGAGUUCAGAAGGCUUGCCCCUCUCUGUGGACCACCUCCUGCUGAUCAUCGGGAUCUUGCGUGACUUCAUACGCUCCCCGGAGCACAGGGUGAUGGCCUCAAGGAUAGCAAAGCUGAAAAUGGGCCUGGAUUUUGACAACUCCUCCAUCAACCAGAUUCAGCUGGUACUGUUUGGAUUUCAGGAUGCUGUACAUAAAAUUUUGAGGAACCACGUACUUAGGCCCCACUGGAUGUUUGCGAUGGACAGCAUCCUCCGCCGAGCUGUGCAGGCCGCAGUCACCACGCUCACUCCGGAGCUAUGGGCACACUUCGACCCUGCCUGUGCUGUGGACGGGGCCCAUAAGGAUGCAGAGAUGGAUGAGGACCACCCCCUGGAGGAGCCACUCGGAGGCAGCGGGGCUGCUCACUACGCCGGCAGCAGCCCCAGCUCAGCAGCCUUCCAGGAGUUGCAGCCCCACCAGCGCCUCACUGUGAAGCUGGGCAAGCUCCACCAGGAGACGACACGACUUCUGGAACAUCUUAUUCAGAGGGAGCAAGAGUACCAGAGUCUCCUGCGGCAAACUCUUCACCAGAAAACUCAAGAAUUGGAUCACCUUCACUUACAGUUCAAAUUGAACGGGCUUGCCGAGAACCCAAUAUGCCAUAUUGGGUUUGCAAGGCAGAAAACCGAUCAAGAACUGGUGGAGUGGUUAAAACUGCAAGGAGCGGAUGGUGAGACGAUUAAAAAGUUUGCUGAAGAGGGCUAUACACUCUCCGAUAUUCUGAAUGAUAUCACUAAGGACGAUCUAAGAUGCCUGAAACUCCGUGGCGGGCUGCUCUGCCGGAUCUGGACUGCAGUCUGCCACACCAGAGCCCAGGCUGCCUCCCAGCCCCAGCUGCAGGCGGGAUCAUAG
This is a messenger RNA of Echinops telfairi (small Madagascar hedgehog), 3627 nucleotides long. It is a transcript of the gene MAP3K15, whose product is annotated as mitogen-activated protein kinase kinase kinase 15. Gene Ontology annotation, biological process: MAPK cascade; cellular response to stress; protein phosphorylation. The transcript has 28 exons. The record is from RefSeq and is a predicted model, not a curated record. Gene Ontology annotation, molecular function: MAP kinase kinase kinase activity; ATP binding. Lineage: Eukaryota; Metazoa; Chordata; Mammalia; Afrosoricida; Tenrecidae. Bases 1 to 3627 code for a protein of 1208 amino acids.